GUGCCCCCGCUGUGCCAGGUGCUGACCCUCGGGGGCGAGGUCCUCGACGACGCGCGGGCGCUGCUGCUGGACUUUCAGAGCUUGCCGGACGGCGCGCCCCUGCCGCUGGUGCUGGAGGAGUCCUACGGCGACCUGGAGGCCGCGCUGGGCCAG
Molecule: messenger RNA, 153 nt
Organism: Prorocentrum cordatum
Lineage: Eukaryota; Dinophyceae; Prorocentrales; Prorocentraceae
Source: the annotation of a GenBank genome assembly